AUGCCUGACAAUGACCAGCCCCGCACGAGGUUGAACAACGCAUUACAGCUGAGGUAUGGUGCCACUGUCCAGGAUGAUGUCAGAUGGGAGGUCUAUUCGCAAGGCCCUCUCAACGCUACAACGUGGUAUGCGACCAUCUGCAUUGACGAAGAGAAUUACGGCCACGCUUCGGCCCGCACCAGAGGUGCUGCUCAGGACGCGGCUGCGCAACAGGCUUAUGAAACUUUGACACGAGAAAGAUUUGCCCGAAACGACUUAUGA
Messenger RNA from Suillus subaureus, 261 nucleotides. RefSeq lists its product as uncharacterized. The record is from RefSeq and is a predicted model, not a curated record. The transcript has 3 exons. Lineage: Eukaryota; Fungi; Basidiomycota; Agaricomycetes; Boletales; Suillaceae. The coding region runs from base 1 to 261 and encodes 86 amino acids.